AUGGGUGACGAUUUUGCCGGAUGUUUAGAGGAUAUUGAUCGUCAGCAACGCGGCGAUAAUGAAGAAAAUGGUGAAGAUGAGGACAAUGAGCUUGAAGCAGAUAUGGAGAUGGGAGAUGUUAACCAAAGUGAAGAAGAUAAACUGGACCCCGAAUUAUGGGAUAAGAAUGAUGACAAUGAAAAAGAACUUGCAGACGGUAGCGAAG
Messenger RNA from Loa loa (African eye worm), 205 nucleotides. RefSeq lists its product as hypothetical. The record is from RefSeq and is a predicted model, not a curated record. The annotation marks the transcript as partial. NCBI's taxonomy places the organism in Eukaryota, Metazoa, Nematoda, Chromadorea, Rhabditida, Onchocercidae. The transcript is spliced from 2 exons.